Lodderomyces theae is the source of this 2460-nucleotide messenger RNA. RefSeq names its product ubiquitin-ubiquitin ligase. Gene Ontology annotation, cellular component: ubiquitin ligase complex. The record is from RefSeq and is a predicted model, not a curated record. The coding region runs from base 1 to 2460 and encodes 819 amino acids. Gene Ontology annotation, biological process: protein polyubiquitination; protein monoubiquitination. The transcript has a single exon. Gene Ontology annotation, molecular function: ubiquitin-ubiquitin ligase activity. NCBI's taxonomy places the organism in Eukaryota, Fungi, Ascomycota, Pichiomycetes, Serinales, Debaryomycetaceae.
AUGACGAUCGAAAAUUCAAAACUGGGCAAGUCAGAUUUGCCACCAUCAUACGAUGACUCCGAGCGCGAUGCUGAGAAAGCAUGUGACUCCAAGACGGCCACCUCCAAUAUGAAACGGAAAAACGUACCAUACCGGCCCUCACCUGAACAACAGCGACAAAUCGAUCUUUUAUCAAAUGCCAGUUCCAAUAAUUCAAAGCUGCAUUCACGACUAACCACAGUGAAUAGUGCAACCCGUACAGAGUAUUUUGAUUUACUACCAUCUUUUGAAAUGUUUCAGAGUAUUCUUAAACGUGAUGAUCGUCAAUUUCAAGAGGAUUUGUCCAGAUCUCCACCGCGAUAUGGCGACACCCAGAACAGCACCGCUAGCCAUAAUGCCUCUUUGGCCCUGUCACCGCGACAAUCGAUUGACCAAGCUCUACACAACUCUGUCCCGGAGUAUAGGAUAGAACAGGAGUUGGAAAGACAGCGGGAGCGUGAACAUGGUAUCUACAGUGAAGUUACCUCAGGACCAUCAUUGAGUCCUGUUGCUUCUUCCCCAGGCUUACACAAUCAGAACAUGGCUGUCACUGAAGACACUUAUGGCGCUUCACCUUUGGACAAUAUAGAUAGAUUGAACAAAGUGUCAAAUUCCGCCAUUGACAUUCAAAUAUUCGUCACCAAGACUGUCCCACAGCCCAACGCAAAAAGUGAUAUGGAGUCACGAUUGAAAGAAUAUACUAGUGGGGACCACGUUAAUGGUUAUAUUGUUGUAACCAACACCUCGUCCUCGCCUGUUGAAUUUGGUCUUUUUACAGUCUCACUUGAAGGAACAGUUAAGUCGACGGAAAGAAACGCCAAUGCAUUCGACUUCAGCAACCGGUACAGUCGAAUUUUGAUGAAGAAGUUUCUCAAGAUGUACGACUUAAGUGCAAGCUAUGGGUAUACAUACGUCCCAAAUAGUGCCGGCAUAGAGUACGAGCCAUUUACGGUGGACGAAAUGGAUGGCUGCUCCAUUGGCUUACCUGAUAAUAGGAUCUUGCAACCAAAGACAAAGUACAAAAAAUUUUUCACAUUCAAGUUCCCACAUAGCUUGUUAGACAAUGCUUGUGUUAAUUUGGUACUUCCGCACUUGUUGCCACCUCCAUCCAUGGGUGUGGACAAGACCUGUUUUUACAACCGAGGCGAAAGUAUAACUUUCAAUAAGGCUUUGGGGUAUGGUAUGUUGAACGUACGCGGGACUCCUUUGUUAACAAAGGAUUUUGGUUUUGAGGACAUGAGUGUUUCUUACUCGAUUGAAGCAAAAUUCAUUGACAAGGUCGACUCAAAAGAGGCCGUGUCUCAUCAAGAUAUAAACAAUGCCAAAAGUGAUUACGUGAUCUCUAAAAGCGCUCAAUAUUUUCUUCGGUUCGUUCCAGAUUUGAAGGAGCAAGUGGCAUAUUGUAAAUUGCACAAUAUUGGAAAUUUCCCUGCCGAUGGCCUUGGUGGAAAGUUUUUGGAUCAAUUGAAAAACAAUACUACCUGGAGUUCGAUUCAGCAAUUGAACAACCAAGUUGAAAAAGAAAUUGAUCAAAAGCUCAACAGUGAAGAGUUGUCACCUCUUGAAAUGAAGUUGAAAAAUUUGGAGAUUCAUGAAGAUUCAAAGAUAAUUGAGAAUGAAACCUUUGUGACAACCAACCGACCGGUUGACAUAUACGGAAAAAAGAAGAAGUUGAUUCUAUCGUCAUUGAUGAAGUUGGGGCUGCUGACAAUGUCCAUUAAUUUCCCCGAUAAAGUUAUACCGUACGGCUCACCUGGAUUGCUAAUGAGGUAUAACAACGGUGAGGACAAUUCCUUGCAACCAGUGACCAGUAAUAUGGAAGAGCUUUAUAAUCGUGGUGCGGAAGAUAUACUUGAUACCAUCGAGGCUGAUUUAUGCUUUGAGAGUGAUAGCAACAUCAGGCCACAGCCAAUAAAAGUUAAGACGAAUAUAGUGGCGUGGUCAUACAACACUGAAUACCCACUUCCGUUUGAAAUCGGGUAUGACUUUUUUUACAAAAGUCACGAGAAUGCACUGAAUGACUCUGUGGAAACAACUGAAAACAACUUGCACCUCAUCAAGAAUCAGGUUCACAACUACCUCAGUUUCCUAAAAUCAAACUCCCUUAUAAUUAGCAAAGAGUCAUUCAUGUACUUGAAGUCAGUACAGAAGUUGGGAAUCAAAAAGGAUACCAUAAGAGACUAUUUUCAGAGCAGUAUUGAAGAGCCAGAUUGGCAAAUUUCACAACUAAGUAACGGAAAAUUCAAAUGGACCAAACGGUUAAAGAUAUCCUUGGCGAUAGAGAACAAACACAAUGUGACGUUGUUACCCACGUUUCAGAGUUGUUUGGUGGGAAGGUUGUACUGCUUACAGGUGUCAGUCAAGUACAAGGGGACAAAUAGUGAACAAAAUGAGUUUGCACACAACGUGGUUAGUUUAGAUGUCCCGGUGUUGGUUGGUUGA